AUAGCUUUGAAGAAAAGGGAAGAAAGUAUUUGCUUACUAUCAUCCUACAAAUGAACUUCAGCUCUUUUCAUUUCUUCAUGCACAAGCCACGGAGCGGAUCCCUUUUUUCUCUUUCUUUACAAAAUGACAGAUAGAAAAAAGACAACACCUUUGGAUGUCCUGCAACGUAAAAAGAGGAUCAAUGUAUGUGCACCGAUGGUGAGAUACAGCAAAUUACCUUUUCGAGAGCUUGUUCGCAAAUACAACACAGAUAUUGUUUACACACCCAUGAUCCUUGCUGAUGUCUUCAAAAGCUCUGAAUUUGCACGCAACACCGAUUUCUCUACUAAUCACCUAGACGAUCCGGUUGUUGUUCAGUUUGCAGCAAACAAGGCAGUUGAUCUUGCUGAUGCAGCUGAACUUGUUGCUCCCUUUGCAGGCGGCAUAGAUCUGAACUGUGGAUGUCCACAAAAAUGGGCUUAUCAAGAAAGAAUUGGUGCGUAUCUUAUGGAGGAUCCAGAGAAUGUGAGAGACAUGAUUCGAACUGUCAAGGGCCGUGUUGACAUACCAUGCAGUAUUAAAAUUCGCGUACAUAAGGACUUGAGAACAACCUAUGAGUUUGUCAAAAGAGCUGAAGCUGUGGGCGUAGACUUUUUAACGGUUCAUGGGCGCACAAGGUUACAAAAAUCCACGGAGCCUGUUAAUUUUGAAGGGAUAAAGCUUGUAAAGGAGUCAAUCAAUGUACCAGUUAUAGCAAAUGGUAGUAUUUUCUCAUUGAAGGAUGCUGAUGAAAUGUACGAAAAGACGGGUGUGGAUGGUGUUAUGUCAGCCAGAGGAUUACUACAGAAUCCAGCGCUAUUUGCAGGAUAUGAAACCACACCAUGGGAGUGUAUAGAGGAAUAUGUACGUCUUGCACUUGGAUAUGGUACAAACACGUUUAUAUUUCAUCAUCAUUUGAUGUUUAUGUUUGAGGACAUUAUGUGCAAUGCAGAAAGGAAAACAUUCAAUACAUUGUCAAGUAUACCAGCUAUUUUGGAUCAUUUAGAAGAAAAUUGGGGAUUGGAUGUCAGUAAACUCGUAUAAGUUUCAAUUAUGUAAAUAACUCUGAUAUAUCUCCCAAUUAUUUAAUUAAAAAGUAUAAUGCAAAUAAAAACG
This is a messenger RNA of Rhizopus microsporus ATCC 52813, 1134 nucleotides long. RefSeq names its product tRNA-dihydrouridine synthase 4-like protein. The transcript is spliced from 5 exons. Bases 124 to 1062 code for a protein of 312 amino acids. Gene Ontology annotation, biological process: tRNA processing. Gene Ontology annotation, molecular function: flavin adenine dinucleotide binding; tRNA dihydrouridine synthase activity. NCBI's taxonomy places the organism in Eukaryota, Fungi, Mucoromycota, Mucoromycetes, Mucorales, Rhizopodaceae. The record is from RefSeq and is a predicted model, not a curated record.